GCGACGUUAAAGGAUGAUCUGUGGGAGAAAUUCCAGGAAUUAGGCCAGCGCCUGAUAGAGCAGGAGUCGUGGGAAAUCAACCGAUUCUGUGCUGAUGCCGUAAAAUGGACCGAUCGAGGGGGGAAGAGUAAGGCGGGGUGGACAUGGGGUGAAUAUGGACCGACAUUGUGCGGAGCUCUACUCGAAAUUAAAUAUUUCAUGAAUGGAGUGGAGUUGAGGAGGAAGUAUGAGGGAUGGACGGAGGAUAAGGCAGCAGAAAUUACGGAGCUCACUCCUGAUGAAGCCUAUCGUCGUUGCAUUGUCGGAACAGUUGCUUUAGCCGAAUUGUAUGGGGAUCAUUGUCAAUUAAUGGAAGUUAUAGAGAAGGUUAAGACCGAUAUAGGGGGCACAGUGGAUGCCAAGUUAAAGAAUCAUUUGAACAGUGGAACAAAGAAACUUGAGGAGCAAUUGAAUAAAUGUGAAGGGAAAAUAGACCUCCCUGCUUUGAUGUUCGGUAAAGCCCUUCUCCAUGGUAAAAUCAAACAAUGGACAAAGGAAGAAAGGGAGAAGGGGAAUGGGGGAGCAUGGAAGCUGGGGCAACAGUGGGAGGGUAAGUGGAAGCCACGGUGUGUCCGUGGGAAAAGGACUCCUGUCCAGAUAGAGGAGGCCAGGAAAAGAAGUUUACAGAACAAUAAAGAAAGUCUCAUGAAAUUUUCAGGAAUGAAAGAAGAUGUCAACGGAGAAAGACCUGGUAGUGUACCCAUAGCAGACAUCCUAGCAGAUACGGAUGGAAAAUUCACCAUCGAAGAGGAAAAAUUAGGCUCCGUUCUUCAAUCAUCACUGCAGGGGAAUGGUAAAAUUGACGUAAGUUCCUUGACGAAGAAGAUAAAGGACGCAACUGAAGAAAAACUGA
Messenger RNA from Plasmodium knowlesi strain H, 892 nucleotides. Its product is annotated as SICAvar, type I (fragment). The annotation marks the transcript as partial. Lineage: Eukaryota; Apicomplexa; Aconoidasida; Haemosporida; Plasmodiidae. The record is from RefSeq and is a predicted model, not a curated record. The transcript has a single exon.